Molecule: messenger RNA, 978 nt
Organism: Pelobates cultripes (western spadefoot toad)
Lineage: Eukaryota; Metazoa; Chordata; Amphibia; Anura; Pelobatidae
Source: the annotation of a GenBank genome assembly
AUGAAGGCAAACAAAGGGCAUAGCAGGUGCCAGAAGAAAGCAUGUCUUCCUCAAAAAGAAGAACCUAUGUCUGAUAUAAGCAUACAGGAAUCACCCAGUGCUUCAAACAACAAAAGAGUCAGUGCCUCCAAUGCCAUGGUAUCAGGCAAAACAAAUUAUCUAAGAGGAUGUCCCCUCCCUUCUAGAAAGGGACAAAAAGUAAGAAAAAAUUUAAAAAGAAAAAAAAGAAAAAAAGAAACAUUACUUCACAUUUUUGUUUAUUAUAAAAAGGAAGUUCUACAUAAGAGCAAACCAACUGUGCCACAAGAAGCAGAUGAGCACAUAGUGCCAGCUGAUGUAGGUGAACCAACUGUGCCACAAGAAGCAGGUCCUACAGCCAUACCGGAAAAGGACCACAAACAAAACAUAGAUGUGCAUUGUGUUGAUGAGAAGCAAGAUGGGAAAUGGCUGCCAUGCCUCAACCUCACACAAGAACAUAAGAACAUUAUAAUGAGUGAAAAUUGGUUGGAUGACACAAUAAUAGAUGCUGCCCAGAAGCUUCUGAAACAGCAGUUUGAUAUGGAUGGCUUGCAGAGCUGUGUGCUGGCACAACUUGGCAUGAAGCCUGUGACCAGGGAAGCUGUACAAAUACAUUAUGACACAGAUCGUCACCACUGGUUCACAACGUGCUUCAAAAAAGGAAUUGUUGUAGUUGCUGAUAGCCUACGAACAUCAUACCUCUCUCCUUCAGCCAGCAAAGAAAUAUGUGAAUGCUAUGGAAAUGUUGUUAAUAAUCCAUUGAAAAGAGUUUAUAUGCUUGAAGUGGACCAACAACUAAAUGGAAAUGAUUGUGGUGUUUAUGCGAUAGCAAAUGCCUUUGAGUUGCUUAGUGAAAGGAACGCCACAUGCACAUAUGAUCAUCAUCAAAUGAGGAAACACCUGGCCUCUUGCUUAGAGAAUGGAGAGAUCACUGAGUUCCCAAAGAGAAUUGAAAUCUAA